UGUUUUCAGCCUGUGAAAUGCGAGGACUUCCUCUUGAAGACGCAGGUUUCUGUUACAGGAAGUCGUUAGAGAUGAGUUGUUGUCGUGGGCCCGUGGCCCGGAAGGACCGGCCCGGUUCGGCACGGGUCCUGGUGACUGAGCUGAGUGGAUCAGGUCAGAUCAACCCAACUCCUACCACUAAGCCCUGCCAGGACCCAGAGACAGCAGUGGAGCUUCACCUCUCCGCAGAGAAGCUGAAAUCCCUAUGUGGAACUUGGGACCUCUCUUUCGUGACCUCGCUGGAGAUCUGCGUAGACACACAAGAAACCACGCUGGGCAACUUUGGUGCCCUCUUGCCCAAGCUUGUUCUGCUGAAAAUGAACAACAGCGCGAUCAUGUCAGUGAGAGACUUGGGAACCACCCUCUCCCAUCUGCAGGUGCUGUGGAUGUCUCGCUGCUGCCUACAAGACCUAGAUGGCAUUUCUAAUUUCUCUUGUCUGAAGGAGCUGUAUGUGGCCUACAACGGCGUGUCAGACCUGAGUCAGCUUGGCAUGCUGGAGAACCUGCAGCUUUUGGAUCUGGAAGGGAACGAUGUGGAUGAUUUAGUCCAGGUCCAGUAUCUGGGGUUAUGUGGCAAACUCCAGAAACUCACCCUGGAGGGAAAUCCUGUGUGUGUUCGCCCAACCCCCACUGCCACUCAGACAUCAGAAUAUAGAUAUCGGGCUGCAGUGAGGGAGUUGGUCCCUCAGCUUCAUUACCUUGACAAUAUAAGGGUUGAGGAUGACGGUCUGAGCUGCAGCGGCACCAUGGGAGAAGACUGGGCCGUUCUCCGAAACUCCAUCAGAGACUGUAGCUCCUCCCAGAGUGCCACUGAGGACGAGGAGACAGCAGAGGGUGCGUGGCCGGACAGCAGACCCAGCUCAGCCAGGCGCCCUGCUUCCAGCCACUCCUGUGUCUGGCCACUCUCAUCAGCGGGCUCCAGACCCCAGACUGGCUCCAGACCCAUGUCAGCGACCAGGUCAGGGGUACUCUCCCCUCCUGGAUCCAGACCUGGUUCUGCAGACUCUGAUAUAGCAGCAGUGGAAGCAGAAACCAGCAUCCUGACACAUGGAGCUGGUAAGAUCGUGUACUGUGGAAACCCAGUCCAAGCUAUUCGAGCGAGGCGCGAGAAGUUGAAGACGGCGCCCACCAAGUCUACCUUUACCCCCCGCGACCUGCUCAUCCACGUACCAGAGCACACGUACGACCUUGAGGAGCCUGAUGUUCGGGAACGUGGUGAUGUAUUCGCUGAACUCAGAGCUUGGCGGGAGCAGCACAGCAGGCGUCUCCAGGCCAUAGAGACUGAAAGAUUACCACAGGUCCUGGCUAUUCGACACAGCGAAGAAGAAGAGGAGGGAGAUGAUGAUAAUGUUGAUGACGAUGAACAAGAAGGUUUUGAUAGGAUGGGGAAUGACAGGAGUGAUGAAGAACGUGGAGGGAAGAGGCGUGGUGAAAGCCAAGAUUCCUCGUUUCAGUCUCUCUCCCCAGACCUGCAUCACAGAGAAGCCGUAUCCCCUGACGUUGCUCGGCUGUCCCUGUCCUCAGAUACCACGCUGUCCCCUUGUCCCCCUGUCAGUGCCACAGCAACUCCCGGUAAUCGCAAACCGCAAGGGUUUCGUGCACGUCGGCUUCGACUCAGCCAGGCCGACUCAGAACAUUUACCUGUUUCCAGCAAAGCAAGGUGCUCCCACCAGAUAGGCACAGCAGCAGGAAACAUAGAGCGGGAACUCCAGCAGGUCCAGCAGAUGACCAGGACGAGGUUACCUCAGGUUGCACACAUACACCGCCCGCCACCAACAAGCGCCCCGGCUGAAGGGCAUAUGGAUCCAUGUGUGGACGUGGACUCUUCCAGUGCACAGUCAGGCAGCAAGCCCCACAACGUCCCUCCAAUGUCCAAGCUCCCACACAGGAGUUAA
Pleuronectes platessa (European plaice) is the source of this 1934-nucleotide messenger RNA. RefSeq names its product leucine rich repeat containing 56 (gene lrrc56). Lineage: Eukaryota; Metazoa; Chordata; Actinopteri; Pleuronectiformes; Pleuronectidae. Bases 18 to 1934 code for a protein of 638 amino acids. The transcript has 14 exons. The record is from RefSeq and is a predicted model, not a curated record.